Molecule: messenger RNA, 1166 nt
Organism: Polistes dominula (European paper wasp)
Lineage: Eukaryota; Metazoa; Arthropoda; Insecta; Hymenoptera; Vespidae
Gene: TFAM
Product: mitochondrial transcription factor A
Biological process (GO): regulation of transcription by RNA polymerase II
Source: RefSeq, a predicted model, not a curated record
GUGUUACUAAUAAGGGCAAAAUAUUACGGAUUUAAAUUAUUUUGAUAAAAAUUACUAGAAAAAUUGAAAACGCACAUUGUAUGUUCACUACGUAUAAAAUAUCAUGGCGGGUUUUGGAAGGCUAGUUUCACCUGGUUCUUGUACUAAUCUUUUAAAUUCCAGAUGUUUAUCGAUGAAUUCUUAUCAAUUUAUAUCAUCUAAAACAAAGAAGUUUGUAGAAGACAGUCUUUUUCCGAACAAACCAAAAAGACCAUUAACACCAUUUUUUAGAUAUAUGAAAGAGAUAAGACCGAGGGUUGUUAGUGAGUAUCCAGGACAUAAAUCUAAUGAGAUUGUCAAACUUAUAUCUCAAAGAUGGGCCUCGGAAGAUCCAGGAUAUAAAUUUAAAUUAAAUAAAGAAUAUGAUAUAGAAUACAAAGAAUAUAUGAACAAAAUAGUAGAAUAUGAAAAGACAAUAACUCCUGAGCAAAGGGAACAUUAUAUAAUGACAAAAAAGAAUUUAAACAAAAAGAAAGACAAACAAGCUACUCAAUUACCUGGAAAACCAAAGAAACCACCAUCUGCUUUUAUAUUAUAUAUGCUUCAUGUUAAAAGCACACAACAAUCUACCGUUAAUAAUAGGGAAUUUCUCAAAAUGCUAAGUAUCCAAUGGAAAACUUUGAAUGAACAAGAUAAAAAACAAUUUGUAGAUCAAGCAGCAUCAUUAAUGGAGCAAUAUAAUAAAGAUAAAAUAGAAUGGGAGCAAAAAAUGAUGAAGGAGACUUAUCAAAAUAUGUCUUCGUUUUCACAAACUUUCGAAAAUCCAAGUCAAAGAGAGGAAAUUAAGUAGGGAAUCGUGUGCCCCACCCUACCUAAUGAAAAAGCUAUUAGCAUCAUAUUAAUUCCUUCAAAAGUAUUUAAUAAUAAUAACAUCGUGGGUCGGGGCACAGAAGUUCCUGAUUCUUUGAUAAAUAUACUGAUUUAUACUACUGGACAAAAUUCAAUAAUUUAUGAACAUCUUUCAACUUGUUCUCGACUUCGUGAUUUGUCUCCUACUGCAACUUAUAUGAUUACAUUGAAAUUUAUUACAAACGAUUUGACGAAGCAUGCCAAUAAAAAAAAUUUAUUAAAAAUAGAUAAGUGUGAAAAUGCUGAUCUGGUAGGUUACCUACCAAUCAAUAAUAAAA